AUGGCUGCCGCGGGCGAGUCUGCCAAGAAGAGCAGCGUGGUGAUCAAGGUCGGCAUGGUCGGCGACUCACAAAUCGGCAAGACGAGUCUGAUGGUCAAAUACGUCGAAGGUUCCUUCGACGAGGACUAUGUCCAAACCUUGGGUGUCAACUUUAUGGAAAAGACGAUUUCGAUCCGUAACACAGAAAUCACCUUCAGCAUAUGGGAUCUCGGAGGUCAACGGGAGUUUGUCAACAUGUUGCCGUUGGUCUGCAAUGACGCAGUUGCGAUCCUGUUCAUGUUUGAUCUCUCGCGCAAGUCGACUCUCAACAGUAUCAAGGAGUGGUAUCGACAGGCAAGAGGCUUCAACAAGACUGCCAUCCCGUUCCUUGUCGGGACAAAGUACGACUACUUUUCAACGUUUUCCAAGGAGGAACAGGAGGAAGUGACCAAACAGGCAAGUUCGCUUCCCUUUCCUUCCGGAACACUCUCGCUUGCUGUGGCGCGCAAGUUUGCGAGGGCGAUGAAGGCCCCAUUGAUCUUUUGUUCGACAUCACAUUCGAUUAAUGUGCAAAAAAUCUUCAAGAUUGUGCUCUCCAAGGCCUUUGACCUCAAGUGCACCAUCCCCGAGAUCUCUGAAGCAGGCGCCCCCAUCCUCGAGUACGCCUCCAACUAA
Messenger RNA from Linnemannia hyalina, 654 nucleotides. The record is from the annotation of a GenBank genome assembly. NCBI's taxonomy places the organism in Eukaryota, Fungi, Mortierellomycota, Mortierellomycetes, Mortierellales, Mortierellaceae.